Molecule: messenger RNA, 138 nt
Organism: Paramecium pentaurelia
Lineage: Eukaryota; Ciliophora; Oligohymenophorea; Peniculida; Parameciidae
Source: the annotation of a GenBank genome assembly
AUGCAUAAAUCACAAGUGUCAAUGUUUAAGAAGUCUUUGUGUUAAUUGCCUGACCAAGGAGAGGAUAUCAAAAUCAUAAAAUUUCGACUAUUAAAUUUCAAGAAAUGUUAGGAAGAAAUAAACAGAAUUUAAGCUUGA